Molecule: messenger RNA, 1506 nt
Organism: Pelagomonas calceolata
Lineage: Eukaryota; Pelagophyceae; Pelagomonadales; Pelagomonadaceae
Source: the annotation of a GenBank genome assembly
GAAUCGAUUUGGCUGCUCGUUCCCAUCGAUUUUGCACCCCGCUGUCGCACGCCCUGGUCCACCGCCUCGCCUGUGUGACCGCUGCGCACUGCCAGUGACUCAGCUGCGUCCUGCCUGCCAGCGCGCGGCUGUGCUCGAGCCGUUCCCAUCGAGUUCUACUGAGAGCACCGGCAGUCAAAUCAAAUUCACCAGCCGCGCGCGCGCUAUCAAGAGUCGCCGCAAAUCUAGACGACCAUGGAUGGACCCUGGGACAUCGACCCGGACGAGGAGGAAGCGAUGAUCGCCGAGCAGGCCGAGCACGACCAGGCGGCCGCCGACGCCGCCGCCGCCGAGUACGAAGCCCAAGACUCCAAGAAGCGCCCCGCGCCCAAGACCUUCACGCGAUCCGACGAUGAAACGCCGGUCGAAGGUGUGGAAGAGGCGACGAGCAAGUGCUUCCGCUGCGGCGGCAUCGGCCACUGGGCGAGGGACUGCCCCAAGAAGGCCAAGACCGCGCCGGCUGUCGACGCGGCGCCGGCCGAGGCGCCCAUGUGCCCCGACAAUCCGCACAAGAAGUGCGGCCGCAUGAACCAGUUGACGUCGCACUCGGAGCGCAACCCGAACCGCGACUAUUAUAAAUGUCCGGUCUGCUCCUGCUUCAAGUGGGUCGACGAGUGGUCGGGCAAGUCGUCCGCCGAGGAGUGGGGGCGGGACGACGAGGUCAAAAAGCCCCUGUCGGACGCGAACUGCUUCAAGUGCGGCGCCGCUGGUCACUGGGCGCGCGUACAACUCCCGUGUCUCUUGAUCCUUCGCGGCGAUGGCGUGGCGGGGGCGUCAGAUCUCAACAACACGCCAUCGACGCGACGUGUUCCGCGCAGGACUGCCCCACCAACAACAAGCCCGAAGCGGACAAGCCCGAGGAGGAGGAAUUUCCUCAGCGGGAUUGCGAGAAGGGCUGCGGCCCGCUGAGCAUCCGCACGGCGCGCUCGGAGCAGAACUCGGGCCGCAAGUACUACAAGUCGGCGCGCGGCGUCCUUCUUCACCUUCGACUCGCAAGCGUCGCGGCGAUGGCGUCUCGUACGCCGUCGACGCGACUCGACGCGACUCGAUUCGCGCAGGUGCGACUCGUGCGACUUCUUCAAGUGGUGCAACCAGAUGCCGGCCCAGGGCGGCGGCACGGCUUCCGCGCGGCCGGCUGGCACGUCCAAGGCCGGCUCCGGCGGCGGCAAAGACACGUGCUUCAUCUGCGGGCAAGAGGGCCACUGGUCGAGAGACUGCCCCAACAAGGGCAAGGGCAAGCGCGGCUCCUACGGGGGCGGUUCCAGUGGAUACGGCGGCGGCGCGCGCAAGACGUCGGGCGGCGGCGGCGGCGGCGGCAACUGCUUCAAGUGCGGCCAGAGCGGCCACUGGUCGAGGGACUGCCCGAACGGGAACAGCGGUGGCGGGUACCGCUCGCGCUACUAGAUGCGGCCCCCCGAACGGGGCCGUAGUAUACUAAAACAUCUCGUGUUAACACAUAAUAGCGAC